UUCCCCUAGUCCAAGCGGCGCGGAAAAGAGACGAGAGGGGGCGGGGCUUGGGGACCUCCUACAUCCUCGGGCCGAGACCGGAGGGAUGUUCCCUGCUCAGGAGGAGGCCGACAGAACGGUGUUUGUGGGGAAUUUAGAGGCCCGAGUACGGGAAGAGAUUCUUUACGAGCUGUUCCUUCAGGCUGGGCCAUUAACCAAAGUGACUAUAUGCAAAGACAGAGAAGGAAAGCCGAAGACUUUUGGAUUUGUCUGCUUUAAACACCCUGAAUCGGUGUCUUAUGCCAUAGCUUUGCUGAAUGGAAUACGUUUAUAUGGAAGACCAAUUAAUGUACAGUAUCGAUUUGGGAGCUCUCGCUCUUCUGAACCAGCUAACCAAAGUUUUGAGAGCUGUGUUAAGAUAAAUUCACACAGCUACAGAAAUGAAGAAGUUGUGGCCAGAUCUUCCUUUCCCAUGCAGUUCUUUCCAAUUAACAGUGCAGCUUUACCUCAAGAAUAUUUUUUCUUUCAGAAGAUGCAGUGGCAUGCCUAUAAUCCAGCCCUGCAGCUGCCGUAUUAUGAGAUGGCAGCACCGCUUCCUAAUAGCACGUCUGCGACGUCGUCACUAAAUUGUGCCCCAGAUCUGGAGGCUGGACCCAGCUCUUACGAAUGGACUCACCAACAGCCCAGUGACCCUGACCUUUAUCAGACGAAUAAACGAAAGAGGCAAAAACAAACCAGUGACAGCGAUAGUAGCACAGAAAACAAGAGAGGAAAUGAAUAUAGCCAAAAAUUCCGAAAGUGCAGGAAUUACCCCGAUACCAACUUUAGACCCCGCUACCAACUUUAGACAGUCAGCCAAUUUGAGCCAACCAGAAGGAAAUGUUUAGGGAUUAAAAACUCAAAGCAGGAGGGAAAGUAAGCCAUGUGCAUAUCUGAGGGAAGAACACCAGGCAGAGGAAACAGCAGAUGUAAAGGCCCCAUGGAGGAAGCAUUCCAGGGAAGAAAGGGAAGGAAGCUCUAAUAUGGUGGAGGAGGUUGAUCACAGGUGAGAUGUGAGCAGAAGAUAAUGGGAACUCAUAGGCCAUUGUAACAACUUGGACUUUUAAUGGGGAUGUCUUGUGGAUGGGGUGUGGGGACAAGUUCUGACAUAUCAAGACUAUUGAAGUUACCCAGUCAAGAGAAGAUGGUUGUUUAGCCUAAAACAGUAGCAAUAGAAGUGGUCAGAUUCUAGAUGUAUUUUAAAGGUAAAGCUGACAAUUCACUAAGCAUUCUAAUCCUGGGAAAGAAGGGUCAACAAUGACUCCAAGUUAUCAUUUAUUGAUAUGGGCAAAACUAUGGAGAAGCAAGUUUUAGAGCAGGAUCUGGAGCAGAAUUUUGGACAUGUUAAUUAUGAUUUGCAUAUCAAAAAUCUAAUAGGAGAUAUCAAGAAAUUUGUAUAUAUAAGUCUGGAGUCCAGGGGAAAGGUCAAGGUUGAAGACUUAAACAUUAGCAUUAUUGGCAUAUCAAUGGUAUUUCAAGUCUCAAGACUGGAUAAGAUCAUCUAAGAAGUGUGUGUAGAUAGGAGGUGAGCCCCAAGGUCUGUGCCCUGAGUAUUGCCAGUAUUUUGUACCUUAGGGAGAUGAGGAAGAACCUCCCAUAGAAUGACAAGCAGAAUAUGGUGUCUGGGAAUCCAAGGGAACAAAGUGUUUCCAGAAGGAAGAAAUAAUUAGUUGUGUCAAAUGUUACUGAUAGGUCAUGUAAGAUAGGGACUCAGAAUUGGUCACUGGAUUUAGCAAUGAUGCUUCAUAAAGACAUUUUGGGUGAAUGAUUCUGGCAAGAGCAUGAUCAGAGCCGUUUCAAGUGAGGAUAGAGGAAAUAACUGAUGGACUGCAAGAAGAGAUAACUUAUGCAAGUUUCUUGCUGUGAAAGGGAGGAGAGAAAUAGGACCAUAACUCAAGGAAGAUAACAUGAUUAAGAGAGAUUUUUGUGGGUUGCUUAGUUUUCUUAAAGAUCUGGAGAAUGCCUAAAAUUUUGUUAUUGUCCCUUUUCCCAAUCUCUGCUGCUAAAAUACUUUUUUUUUUUUCAAUAUGUCAGUAUGUCAGGUUUAAAAAAAAGUUUUUACUGAUUUUUAAAUCCUCUUUUACCUUAAGAAAAUUUGCUCUUUGUUAUAUAUAUGUAAAUAAUUUUCCAGUUUAUUUUUUCUGUUUUCUUGCCAGAGCAGGAGGUUUUAAUUGUCAUAUAGUUAAUAUAUUGUCAUACAUAUUAGUCUUUCUUAUAGUUUGGGUGGUUUUUUUUUUUCCCCCAGAGAGCCUUUCACAGUCAAAGAUUAAGAGAAAAUCUAUUGUGUUUUCUUUUAGAAUUUUGCCAAAUUCAAUUUUAUAUAUAAAUCUUGGAUCAUGGAGUGCUUUAUGAGGAUAUGAAGAUUAAAUGUUUAGAUUUUUGUACAACAUAAGCAGUUUUGAGUUUCUUUCUGAAUGCUUGCCUGAAGGUUUUUUUAUAUUAAAAUAGCAAUGGUGUUCCUAUGUUAGGUAAUCCUGUAGAGGAUACAGUCCUGAGGGAAGGAGUGAAUUUUCCCACUGACUGAAUUUAUUGCCCCCACCCAUUGUAAUGGGAGUGUGAAACAAAUUAAGUUGAAGAGGGUGCCUGGGUGGCUCAGAUGGUUAAGCGUCUGCCUUCGGCCCAGGGUCCUGGGAUCGAGCCCCGCAUCGGGCUCCCUGCUCCUUGGGGAGUCUGCUUCUCCCUCUGCCUCUCUCUCUCUCUCUGUCUGUCUCUCAUGAAUAAAUAAAUAAAAUCUUAAAAAAAAUAAACAGUACAGUCAGCAAAGGGCUCGAAUAAAGUAGAUUUCGUUUCCGCCUGAGGUGACAAGGUAAAGUUUAUGAAAGUGGUGAUAAAUUUAGAACAAUGUGUGGUAUUUUGAAACAUCCAGAAUGAGGACGUUAUUUCUCAGCAAAAUGAACAGUUUAGAGGUAGGAAAGUGACAACGUAAUCAGAAUAUGGCCAGUAAAAUUAGAGGAAUUUAAGGAACUGAAGUAAGAUACAGUUGAUGGCAUUUAGAAACUUAAAAGUCAACUAAAAUUUAAGUCAGGGGAAUCUUAAGUAAUAAUAUGACACACUUUAAAACAGCCUCGGAAAUAUGUCUGCUGUCAGCAAAAAUUUUAAGAAAAAAGUUGAAUGAACCUCUAGGGAAAGUAAAUCGUCAGCUGUUAAGGAGCAGGGUUUUCUGAAAAUAACCCACAUACCUACUUUGACAAGGAGCUAGCCUAAAUAAGGAUUUCCUACUGCUUCUUCCAGGCAGAAGGGUUAAACUCAAGCUCAGUUUCCUGGGGACAAGGGGCUUCCUCCCACUCCCCCACCCCCACAAGGGGCGCUGCAACUUCCCCAGGUCUUCAAGCUCAGGGCAGCACCUGCAAUGGCCACCCAAACUCACAGACACACAACUUCAGCUUCUCUGAGGGAAUAUUGGGAGGAUGGCAAACAGUGCCUUCUCUUGUCUUGCUCUGUGGUUCAAUGGAGUCUCCUCUUCAACCCAUCAAUGGGACGGUGAGAAAUUCAUCCUGAGUCCUAUUGCAAGACACUUGGUGACUCCAAAGUGACCCAUCCAACAGACAUCAAAUUUUAAGCUAUUUUUUGAAACCAAGGACACAAACAUUAAGAAAAUGGAUCUCUUUUCCAAAUUAUCAUGCUAUAAUUUAUUUUCCUUUAUAAAGACAUUUGAGUUUAACUUCAUAGGAAGAAGUGGUAUAUGUGCAAGACGGAUAGCUUGAAUUACCAAGCUAGAUAGCGUUAGGAAGAAAACUUUCCUCUUACCAACUUAGGCGUAAGUAGUCUGGGGCCUGAAAAUUAAAUUGACAAAGGUUAACUAAUUAAUUUUGGUUAAAUUAUUUCUCUGAAUUAAUGCCUUUAAGAAAAGUUUAAUUCACAUGCACGUGGGAGCAUAGUAUAAGGACUGACUCCUCAAAUUGCAAGGGACAAAGAGGGCGCCUGGGUGGCUCAGUUGGUUAAGCGACUGCCUUCGGCUCAGGUCAUGAUCCUGGAAUCCUGGGAUCGAGUCCCGCAUCGGGCUCCCUGCUCAGCAGGGAGUCUGCGUCUCCCUCUGACUCUCCCCCCUCUCAUGCUCUCUCUAUCUCAUUCUCUUCUCUCUCAAAUAAAUAAAUAAAAUCUUUAAAAAAAAAAAUUGCAAGGGACAAUGGUUUAUAUGCCAGCUUAACAAACAAGGGGGGUUGGUGGGUUAGGGCUUCAGUGGGAAAGUGUGGAAGGUUCUGUUGUUCGCAUAUGUUUACAUGUGCUUUCAUCCAGGUGCUGAUGGGCAUCUCCUUCCUGGCUUGCAGCUCCCCCAAAGGGGUAUUUAUGACAGCUGAACUCUCAUUUCCAGGGCUAAGGAGCAGUCUUCCCUCAAACAGGAAACCCCUUCCGAGGAGGGUUUAUGGCUCCGCUUAAGUCAGCAAAGGGAAGUUAGAUAAGGUUUCUUUCUGAGAAAGGCUGCUAUUUGUUCAGAUGUUUUCAGUUUAAAGUUAUCCUCAUACCACUCUGGUGGGUUAUUGGUCCCUUUAAUAGCAAAUACGCUUGCUUGUUUAUAUUUAUGUAAGGAACCCAAUACUACAUUAAAAAAUUUAAGCCUUUCUUAAAUGGUGAAAAUUCAGUAACCCUGAACUGCAUUUACUAUGAGCUAAGGCAUUUUUGGUUCAACUAACAUAUGCCUCUGUAUGCAUAUCCCUAUAUCGUACUACUUUUAUGUUCAAAUACGUGUGAAAUACUUUGGUCUGAAAAAUUGGCAUGUUUCCUUAGCCAGAGAUUCUUAAAUUCGUGAUUAUAUUGCUUUAAAAUUUAAUUAAAAUCUCCUGAGCUUGAAACCUCAUCCCUAGGCAGUGGCAAAGCUCAGGGCCAUGUCACAAGAUUUUGGAAAGCAAAUCAGACCAGCCACGUGGCCGAAUUUCCUCCCUCAGAAUACGUGCACACAGGAAGAGUCUGAUCAAAAUAAAUGUCAUGUUCAGAAAACAAGAUAAACUGCAAAACAUCAGCCUAUGGGUUGUACGUGAAAUUGGGAGUGGGGCGGUUACAAGCCGUUUCCUUGAUGGAAAUCUCAGGUCUGUCUUUCUCACAAACCGGUACCACCUCCACCUUCUACCUACAGAUUAUCCAGCUGCCCACACAGCAGCUUCUUCCCUCCUUGUCCCCCAGCAGCAAGUAGGAACCUUAUGAAAGAAUUGUGCAGAAUAUCUAAGGUACUUUUCUGAAGAACGCUGCAGAUAAACUCGCUGAGCUGCUUCAAAGAACUAAAUUUUCAGGCAAUAGUAAGAAUGUUCUUAAUUCGUUAAUCAAACUUUCUUUGUUUACUGCUAAAAUAAUACUGGAUUUGGGGAGUAGGAAUGAAUGAAUGAAUGAGGAGCUGAAACUGUACAAGGUUAAUAAUAACUACUAUGGGGGCGCCUGGGUGGCUCAGUCGUUAAGCAUCUGCCUUCGGCUCAGGUCCUGAUCCCAGGGUCCUGGGAUCGAGCCCCACAUCGGGCUCCCUGCUCCGCGGGAAGCCUGCUUCUCCCUCUCCCUCUGCUGCUCCCCCUGCUUGUGUUUCCUCUCUCGCUGUGUCGCUCUCUGUCAAAUAAAUAAAUAAAAUCUUAAAAAAUAAUCAUCAUCAUCAUAAUAAUAACUACUAUGUAUUCAGGCCAUUGCAUGCCAGACUUUAGUCCUGAGGAAAACAGCCUAUAAAUGAAGAAGCUGAGGUUCACUCAGUUGACCAAAACACAUCUUUUUUCUGCAGAGAAAAGCUAGAAUAUAAGUCUGGUGAGGCCUGACCUGAUCCAGUGCUCUAAAUAUUAAUUACCACACUGUUGGUACUAAAAAUUUACUUGCAGGAUCUAUAAUAACUGGUCAGAGCUUUUGAAUGAAAAUUUGUAAACAGGUAUCAUAAUUACCUCAUGCUAGGAUUGAUGUCAUUGUCACUUCUAUGUAUAAACCUGGGCCCAAUGGUCAGUGUGACUAAAAAUGAGGCUCUCCGUAAAGACUCUGCCCUAACUUAGGAUAAAUUUAAAAUCUAUUAAAGUUACUCUGGAAAAAUUCAAUGGCGGCUUUCCAACACUGUUCGGUGUAAGUGAACCAUUUUAUGACAAAACUGCUUUUUUUAUCCUUUGAUACCCUAAUCCUAUUUCAGUUCUAUUUCCCCAAGUUUCAGUUGUCUUUUUCCAUAGAAUAUGCACCAUUUAGGAAAUAUAAGCAUGAGAAAUUUUAUUUAAAAAUUUUUAUUGUGUAGUUGACACACAAUGUUACAUUAGUCUCAGGUAUACGACAUAGUGAUUCAACAACUCUAUACGUUUUGCUAUGCUCACCAUACAAUGCUAUUGCAACAUCACUGACUAUAUUCCCUAAGCUGCACCUUUUAUCCCCAUAAACAUGAGAAAUGUUAAAUGGAUUAGUUGAGUGUUUGUGUGUGUGUUGAAGAAGACGGACAUCAGUAGCAAAAAAUUUAAAAGAAUUUUUUAAAUGCAAGAAAACCACCUCCUGCAAAGAUGAGUGACCAUGAAAAGCCACCUUCUUAAUGAAUUUUAAAUACUUCACUUUUUGUGUUUGCUUGGUUAAAUUUUUAUGUCACUAGCUUAAAGAAACCUGAAAUUGCAGCAUAUUGACUACAUUGAGAUUUGAAAGGUACGCUAUAAAGCAGGGUUGUUGCCCAUAGUGUGGAGCUGUAUGAGGUUAAUAAUCAUAAUAACCACUAUUUAUUCAGGUUACUGCAUGCCAGAUGUUAGUCCUGAGGAAAACACCCUAUAAAUAAAGAUGUGGAAAUUCUCCCUGGAAUUGUUAAGUUCAAUAUGAAGGUCUAUAAAGAGUCUAGUCCUCCAUUUUGGAGUUCAGGAAACUGAUUAUGUCCGCACACAUAUUGUGGAUUGCCUCAUAUUAAAUAAUCUCAUUGAAAGACCAAUCCUCCCUCACCAUGAUCACAUUGUAACAGCCAUUUUGAUAAAAGGACUCUUGUUUCCUUAGUCAUAGAUGUUUAGAGCAGCUACAUGUAUAAAACGCAACCCAAACCAAUCCUUGUCACUUCCCACUUGCGGUCAAAAGUGCUUGGUUGGGAUUGGCACCCAAUCUGACUGAGGUGGCUCAAUCACGGUCUCUUCUGCUGGAAAGUACAAAAAGGAAACACAAGUGGCUUAUUCAAAAAAUGAAAAUUUGGGAGCUUUCUAUUGCUGGCUUUUCAUCUUGUGGGUAAGGAAAACAGAUGAAGUCCUUUACAGAAUAGAACAACAUGGAUAUGUGGAGAAAAGCAGAGACAAAAGAGAGUAAUAAAGACAUCUGAGACCCUCAUUCAGAAAAAUCUACCUAAGCCCCCUGUAGUUUUACAAUAAACUCCCUUCUUUUGCUUAGGUUUUCGAUUUAUAUUCUAAAUGAUGCACUCUUUAAAUCCAAGCAUUUAUUGGAAAGUUAAGGACCCUAGGUUUCGCUGGUAGUGAUCUGUGUUAAAAUCUGGGUUCCCUCACUUUCUGUUGUUACUCAGGGUGAGUUGAUUAGCAGUUCUUGUUUUGGUUUUCUCUUCAGAAAGAUUUUGCUAAUUUACAUUUCUAUCAGCAGCAUUAGGUCAGGCUGCUAUAACAAAGUACCAUUGACUGGGUGGCUUAUAAAGAAAAGAAAUUUAUUUCUCACAUUUCUGGAGGCUGGGAUGUGCAGAGUGCCAGUAUGGUAAAGUUCUGGUAAGAACACACUUCCAGGUUGCAGACAACACUUCUCUUUGUAUCUUCACAUGGCAGAGAGCGCAAAGGUGAAGCAAGCUCUGUCCUGACUCUGAGGGCACUAAUCCCCUUCAUGAAGGUUCCCCACUAAUGACUCAUCUACUCCUAAUCAUCUCCCAAAGGCCCAACCUCCUAAUACCAUCAGGGGUGAGGUUUCAACAUAUGAAUUUUAGGGGAAUACAAACAUUCAGUCCAUGACAGUAUGAGACAGCGAGCUCAUUUUCCAACAACCUUACCCUCAUUCAAUAUUUAAUUUUUUUUAUAAUUGCCAAUCUAGUAAGCCAAGUAUGCUAUUUUUUCUGUUUAAAUUUUCAUAUAUUUUGUUAUAAAUAAAAUUUAUGAAGAAAAAGAACGUGAGCCCUUUUUCUAACUUACUGAUCAUUUCUAGUCUGUGUGAAUUAAGACCUUUGUCCAUUUUUUUCCUCAUAUUUUUCUUAAUUAUUUUAAGGGGGUCCUUAUAUAGAAGGAAUAUAUUGAUUAACAUUUACAAUUGUUGCAAAUAUUUCUUUGUGUGUCAUUUGCUUUCAGGUUUGUUUACGUACCUGUGAGCUGGAGAAUUUAGCUUGUACUCAAGUCUACCAUUUCCUCCUCUAUGGUACCUGCCUUGCAUGACAUUCUCAGGAAGCCUUUUUUUACUAUUAAAUUAUGUGACUAUUUCCAGGUUUUCCUCUGGCAUUUUAUUUAAUACUUAGCAUUAAAAUAUAAAUCAAGGGGUGCCUGGGUGGCUCAUUCGGUUAAGCGUCUGCCUUCAGUUGGGGUCAUGAUCUCAGGGUCCUGGGAUAGAGCCCCAGGUUGGGCUCCCUGCUCAGCAGGGAAUCUGCUUCUUCUUCUCCCUCUGCCCCUUUCCAUCCCCCCCCCGCCAACUCAUGCUCCAUCUUGGUAUAAGUUAAGAAUCUAACCUUAUUCAUUCUCCAUAUGGUUAGUUAAAAUGACUCCUUUGUCAAAUAAUAAAUUCUUUCUUGUUUGUGUUUCUGUGCUUUUUAUUCUAUUCCAUUGAACUAUCAGGCUUUAUACAAGUACUACAUUGUUUUAAUUAUUCUAGCUUCAGAAUAUAAGAUUCUAUCUCCACAGCAUUUUGCCUCUCCAUAAAACAUUUAAAUCAAUAAAAUUUUAUUGCAGUUA
Molecule: messenger RNA, 8795 nt
Organism: Mirounga angustirostris (Northern elephant seal)
Lineage: Eukaryota; Metazoa; Chordata; Mammalia; Carnivora; Phocidae
Gene: RBM11
Product: RNA binding motif protein 11
Exons: 7
Coding region: 86-826 (246 amino acids)
Biological process (GO): regulation of alternative mRNA splicing, via spliceosome
Cellular component (GO): nucleus
Molecular function (GO): single-stranded RNA binding
Source: RefSeq, a predicted model, not a curated record